AUGGGGAAAAUUCUUUUAUGGCUGCUGCUCUCCUCCACCCGGGCCCCGGGACAACUUCAGUUCGCGAUGCCAAAGAAGAAGGGUCGUGGGAGCGGGGGAAGCAAGGGCGGCAACGGCAGCCCAAGCCCGAAGGUGGGCUCGCCGACCGACGUGCGCGUCGAGGCAAAUGAGGUGGCGGCCGCAGAGGCAGGGCUAUCGCCCGAUGAGCCUGUGACGAACGCGGAAGGCGACACCACGCCGGACGAGGUGACCGAAGACGACGCGGUAGCCAGGACAGAGGAGGAGGAGGAGGAGGCAGCGGCAAAGGCAGAAGAAGCGGCAGAGGCGGCGGCCAAGGCGGAGGCGGCGAGGGCGGCGGCGGAGCAGGCGGCGGCGGCCGAGGCGGCGAGGGUGGCGGCGGAGCAGGCGGCGGCCGCAGAGACGGCCCGCCUCAAGAAGCAGGCUGCUGCCGAGGCGGCUGCGGCCGAGGCGGAGCGACUGUGCCUUGAGGAGGCCGCCCGAGCCGAGGCCGAGAAGGCGGCGCAGGAGGAGGCUGCAAGGGUGGCGGCUGAGGAGGCGGCGAAGGAGGCGGAGAGGGCGGCGAAGGAGGCGGAGAGGGCGGCGGAGGCGGAGGCUGCUGCGGCGGCGGCGGCGGAGGCUGCCGCGGCGGCAGAGGCGGAGGCUGCUGCGGCGGCGGCGGCGGAGGCUGCUGCGGCGGCAGAGGCGGAGGCUGCUGCGGCGGCGGCGGCGGAGGCUGCUGCGGCGGCAGAGGCGGAGGCUGCUGCGGCGGCGGCGGCGGAGGCUGCUGCAGCGGCAGAGGCGGAGGCGGCGGCGGCGGCGGAGGCGGAGGCUGCCGCGGCGGCGGAGGCGGAGGCUGCCGCGGCGGCGGAGGCGGAGGCUGCCGCGGCGGCGGAGGCGGAGGCUGCCGCGGCGGCGGAGGCGGAGGCUGCCGCGGCGGCGGAGGCGGAGGCGGAGGCGGUGGCGGAGCGUCUACGCCUGGAGGACGAGGCGCGCAAGCAAGCCGAAGCCGAGGCGGCGGCGGAGGCGGAGCGGGUGAGGCAGAAGGAGGAGGGGGCCCGUCUCGAGGCGGAAGAAGAGGCGGCGGCUGCGGCUGCGGCAGCGGCAGCGGCGGAGGCGGCAGUGGCGGAGGCGGCGGCGGCUGCGGCGGCGGCCUUUGAGGUGACAGUGGAGGUGCCGGCGUCGCUGCAGCCGCUGUACGGAGUGACGCUCACGAUCUCGACAUCGGCGAGCGAGACGGUGGCGGAGGUCAAGGCAAAGGUGGAGGCCAUCACCGGCAUGCGCGCGGCCGAGUUGGCGCUCUCUGUCUCCUCCCCGUUCGGCGAGACGCCCCUCGACGACGAGGGCGCGACGCUCGGCAGCGCGGGCGUCUCGAGCGGCGACACGCUCACGCUGAGGCUGCUCCUUCCCGACGGCAGCUCGGGCACGGCAGCUGCUGCAGGUGCAGCGGUGGCGGCGGCCGGCGGCGAGGAGGCGGAGGCCCAGGCCCAGGUGGAUGAGGGAGGGGUGGAGGACAUCGAUUUGUCCGAGCCACCGCCGGAGCCACAGCCGCGCGAGCCGUCGACCCCCGAGCCGCUCCCGCGGCCGCCGUCGCAGCUGGCGGAGGGAGAGGGCGCGGGCGAGAUCGCGGGAAAGGGCGCGGAACAGAUCGAGAGCCCGGCGCCGCGGCGCGCGUCGGCGCCGCUCGACGACGAGGCGGCGGUCGACGUGCUGAUGCCGGACGUGCUGCCCGCGGCGGGGGAGGGGGUCGAGGCGCAGGAUUGCGCCGGGCAGGAUUGGGGCGGCGUGGCGGUGGUGGAGGCGACGGCGAGCGCCGUCUUGAGCGCGGCGGGCCAGGGUGUCGGCCUCCUGCGGACGGGGCUGACGUACGGAGCAACGGCCGCGGCGGAGGCGGCGGCCCUCGCGCAGCAGCUCGACUCGGCCUCGCUCUCGGAGUACGCCGCCGAGGUGCAGUCCGACGCGAAGAGCGUCGUGCAAGAGUGGAUGGGCAUGUUCGGGUGGGGCGGAUCGGCCGCCGCGCCGCAGCCGGCGCCGGCGAGCACCGACCGAGCCGAGGCGGACGCGCAGUGA
Molecule: messenger RNA, 2067 nt
Organism: Emiliania huxleyi CCMP1516
Lineage: Eukaryota; Haptophyta; Isochrysidales; Noelaerhabdaceae
Exons: 2
Coding region: 1-2067 (688 amino acids)
Molecular function (GO): protein binding
Source: RefSeq, a predicted model, not a curated record